AGACUUAAGGCUGUUUCACUCACUCUCGCGCGCUUUCUCUCUCUCAUUCAUUCCUACGUGUAGGCUCACACGCCUGCUCUCCUCUCUUUCUCUCUCAGAAUGACAAUUCUAGGUACAGCUUUUGGUAUUGUUUUCUCUUUACUUCGAGUCGUUUCUGGAGAAAGUGGCUAUGCACAGAAUGGAGACUUGGAAGACGCGGAGCCCGACUACUCGUUCUCCUGCUACAGCCAGCUGGAGGUGGACGGCUCCCAGCACCUGCUCAGCUGUGCUUUUGAUGACCCGGACGUCAACAGCACCCACCUGGAAUUUGAAAUAUGUGACGGCCUUUUGGUUGUAGGGUGCCUGAAUUUUAUUAAACUGCAAGAGAUAUAUUUCAUCAAGACAAAUAAAUUCUUACUGAUUGGAGACAGCAAAAUAUGUGUGAAGCUUGGACAAAGGAUCUUAACUUGCAGGAAAAUGAGCAUAGUCCAUAUAGUUAAACCUGAGGCUCCUUUUGACGUAAGAGUCAUCUAUCGUGAGGAAGCAAAUGACUUUGUGGUGACAUUUAAUACAUCACACUUGCAAAAGAAAUAUGUAAAAAAUUUAAUACAUGAGGUAGCCUACCACCAGGAAAAAAAUGAACAUGAUUGGAUGCACGUGAAUUUGUCCAGUACAAAGCUGACACUCCUGCAGAGAAAGCUACAACCUGAUGCCAUGUAUGAGAUUAAAGUUCGAUCCAUCCCUACUGAUUAUUAUAAAGGCUUCUGGAGUGAAUGGAGUCCAAGUUCCCACUUCAGAACUCCAGAGGCCAAGGGCCCAGGAAAGAUGGAGACUGUUCUACUAAUAGUCAGCAUUCUGAGUUUCUUCUCUGUGGCUAUGAUGGUCAUCUUGGCCGGUGUGUUAUGGAAAAAAAGAAUUAAGCCUAUUGUAUGGCCCAGUCUCCCUGAUCAUAAGAAGACUCUGGAGCAACUGUGUAAGAAACCAAAAAAGAAUUUGACCGUGAGUUUCAAUCCUGAAAGUUUCCUGGACUGCCAGAUUCAUAAGGUGGAUGGCAUUCAAGCUAGAGAUGAAGUGGAAGGCUUUCUGCAAGACACAUUUCCUGCACAACUUGAGGAGUCUGAGAAGCAGAGGCUUGGAGGGGGUGUGCAGGGCCCCAACUGGCCAAGCAAGCAUGCAGUCAUCACCCCAAAAACUUUCAGAGGAGAUGCAUCCCUCCAGUGCCUGGCUGGGAAUGUCAGUGUGUGUGGUACCCCUGUACUCCCCCCCUCCAGGUCCCCAGAGUGCAGGGAAGGUGGAAGGAAUGGGCCUCAUGUGUACCAGGGCCUGCUGCUUGGGCCUGGAACUACAAAUGCCACCCUGCACCCUCCAUUUCCUUUCCAAUCAGAAAUCCUGACAUUGAACCCAGCUGCCCAGGGACAGCUCCUCCUCACUCCCUUGGGAUCAAACCAAGAAGAAGCAUAUGUCACCAUGUCCAGCUUCUACCAAAACCAGUGAACUGUAAGAAACCCGGGACUGGAACCAAGUGAACAACAAAAAUGAUUGAGCUCCCACUCUCCCUCACAGCAUGAAGAAGACAAAACUAAUGCAACCCUCUCUGUAACAUACAGGAUUUGGAAUCAUCGCUCCCCCACCUCCCUCCCCACUUUCAGCGCGUGGCAGGAGCAUUCUGCUUCAGAUAUCCAAAGGAUUCAAUUAUUUCAGAAACUACAAAAAGCAGAAAAGAGCAAAAGAAAGGGUGGAGGAAAGGAUGGAGAUGGAGGGGCGAGGAAGGCAGGAGGGAGCCAGGAAGGAAGGUGAGGAGGACAAGAAGAGCUGCUAUUAUAGGACUUGCUGAGUGUCCAGUACUGUGUCGGGCUCAGCAUGUCUCCCUGCAUCCUCACCACUAUCCUGGGAGAUGGGAGCAAUUCUUAUUCUUAUUGUUUUCUCUGUUAUAGAUGAUGAAACUGAGGCUUAAAGUAACUUGUCCAUGCUUCCCACUCAGCCAGGGGAAGAGCCAAAAUUUGAUGCCCAGAGUCUAAGGGCAGUCUCCCUGGAGCCAUGUGCCUUCCCCCUAACUAGGAGUUGUCCCAUUCCUGAGUGCCCACCCUCACUAAUAACAGGAUGACUAUAUAAUUCAAGUCCAAACUGGAUCACUUUUGAAAGUGAAAGAAGUUAUAAAUAACUAGAGGCCUGAUGCACAAAAUUUGUUCAAGAGUAGGCUUCCUUCCCCUGGCUGCCU
Messenger RNA from Myotis brandtii (Brandt's bat), 2197 nucleotides. It is a transcript of the gene IL7R, whose product is annotated as interleukin 7 receptor. Bases 100 to 1473 code for a protein of 457 amino acids. Gene Ontology annotation, biological process: hemopoiesis; cytokine-mediated signaling pathway; positive regulation of receptor signaling pathway via JAK-STAT. The transcript is spliced from 8 exons. The record is from RefSeq and is a predicted model, not a curated record. Gene Ontology annotation, molecular function: protein binding; cytokine receptor activity. Gene Ontology annotation, cellular component: membrane; external side of plasma membrane. Lineage: Eukaryota; Metazoa; Chordata; Mammalia; Chiroptera; Vespertilionidae.